UAUACCCGACAAGUAGUGGCUGCAAAAACUUUUUAAAGGAAAGGGUUUGGAGGGAGGAGUUUAGAAAAGUUAAUCAUUCUCCAGGUCUGAAGAAGGUAUCAGCAUUCAGCGAAAGAAACAAACCUUCCUGUUCACUGCAUGUGUUAGACACAGCAGUUUCUUGAGAAGAUGCUGAAGCCCGGCGCAGUGUGUGUUGUAGUGUUUGUAAUCCUGUGUGUUGGGGGAUGGUGUCAGAAGUCGGAGCCCCUAGCUGUCCGUGGAGAGCAGUCCUUAUUCCGGGGGUCUGACCGAUAUGACUUCUCCUAUGUGCUCCCCGCAGCUGCACUGGAGUGUUUCUGGCAUUUUGCACACCAGAGUGGGAAUUUUUACUUCAGUUACGAGGUUCAGUGGGUGACUGGGAUUGGGAAGGACAGGCACAUCACUGCCACUGUGAACUCUCCAGAGGGGCUCCUCAUGGGCACCUCACAGGAUGUACGGGGUCAAAUCAACUUUAGGACCAAAGAGACAGGGUUUUUUCAGAUCUGUCUGAGCAACUUUCAUAACCGUUUCGGGUCCAUGAAAGUGUUCCUAAACUUUGGGGUCUAUUACGAUGGGUUUGAAGAAAUGCAGCAUCAAAAAGAACAGGAAAAAAAACAAAUGAAUGACACAUUGGCUAUGAUUGAGACGAGCGCUGCCAGGGUGCAGAGCUAUGUGUUUCACAUGUGGAGAUACUACAACUUUGCCAGGAUGCGCCAGGGGACUGAUUAUUAUCUGCUGCUAUCUAACUACAACUACGUGACCUGGUGGUCUGCUGCUCAGAGCCUGGUGAUCGUAUUGUCUGGCUUUUUACAGCUUUACUUUCUCAAGCGUCUCUUCUACACAAAAACCACAACAGAUACACAGAAGCCAAGGUGUUAAUGCUGUCAAAUUCCC
Polyodon spathula (Mississippi paddlefish) is the source of this 912-nucleotide messenger RNA. Its product is annotated as transmembrane emp24 domain-containing protein 6-like. NCBI's taxonomy places the organism in Eukaryota, Metazoa, Chordata, Actinopteri, Acipenseriformes, Polyodontidae. The record is from RefSeq and is a predicted model, not a curated record. The coding region runs from base 169 to 897 and encodes 242 amino acids. Gene Ontology annotation, biological process: intracellular protein transport; endoplasmic reticulum to Golgi vesicle-mediated transport; Golgi organization. The transcript is spliced from 4 exons. Gene Ontology annotation, cellular component: Golgi apparatus; endoplasmic reticulum; endoplasmic reticulum-Golgi intermediate compartment.